This is a messenger RNA of Xiphias gladius (swordfish), 3010 nucleotides long. It is a transcript of the gene insyn1, whose product is annotated as inhibitory synaptic factor 1. The transcript is spliced from 3 exons. Lineage: Eukaryota; Metazoa; Chordata; Actinopteri; Istiophoriformes; Xiphiidae. Gene Ontology annotation, cellular component: postsynaptic density. The coding region runs from base 2045 to 3010 and encodes 321 amino acids. Gene Ontology annotation, biological process: inhibitory postsynaptic potential. The record is from RefSeq and is a predicted model, not a curated record.
UGGUGCUGGCAGGAACCUGAGCCCCAAGAUAAACUCUGGCAUCAGCUUCCCUUCAUCCGGCAGUCAGCGAGGACACAGUGAGGGUGCAGGGGCAGAGAGACAGGGACGGAGAAAGAGAAAGGGUGACAGAGAAGGGGGUAGAGAGAGACAAAAACAGGCUGAUAGACAGAAAGGGAGAGGCUGUCAUUGGAAUCCCACAGUUCCUUUUUCACAGCAGCAGCUCAGCCGCUCUGUCAGCUGCCUCCCAAUGCAGGCGAAAGCUGACGGGGAUGACGGGUGGCAUGUUUUCAGCAGCGCAGUUAUCUGAGUGAUGGUAGUUGCCGCGGCAGCAUCACAAUCCAAAGCAGGAGCUCUCCUCGCCGCUCUGGCUCUUAGUCAUCCUCAGCCUCCUCUCUCCCUUCUCAGAGUCCUAUCAGGGCCAUUCAUCGUUCCCAUCUCAUGCCUCCUGCCUCCUCCUCCUCCUCCUCCUCCACAGCUUCAUCCUCCACUUCUACUCCUCCUCUGAUGAGCCACAGCCUCAGAGUGAAAUAACCCUGCUGAUAGAAGAUUCUCUCUCUGUCAAGACAGUGCCAUGUGUGAUUGGCCAGCGCACCCCGUGGCAGUGGCAUCGCCUUGGAUUUGGCGAGAAGCUCUCCCCCCUGCCUGUUCUCUGGGGCUCCUCUGGGAAGCUUUCAUGGGAUUUAUCUCAUCCUGCUGGAUGGCACAGAGCUCUCUGCCUCUCUGAAAAGAGUCCAGAAAGGAAAACAUACACUACACGGAUAAGAAGUAAAAUAAUUAUCCAAUCACAGCACAAGGAGGCAGACUGGGUUCCCGUAGCAACAACUGAAGGAGAGAAGAGAAUCCUUUUCUCUUUCUGCUCCCUUGGUUUUUGGGCACACCCCUGUGGACUGCUGUGGGUCAGUGUUUUGUGAGAGAACUUGGAGAGUGCUGUUGCACAAGACAAGCUGCCACCCAAAUUCCAGAGGAAGGUGCUUGUUUGCCUUCCAGCCCCCUUGUAACUGUGUCUCAUCGACACCAUGAUUUUUUUGUUAUCCCUCCUCAAAUUCUCAUCACAAGUCAUGUUUCGCUGGCUUAGAAUUCAAUUCAUUCUGAUCCCACGCCACCUGGAAUAAGCCCUGCUUUGGGGGGAUAUUGGACGCUCUGUGCAAAGACCCACACCUACAUUGCUCGCUCUCAUGGACAAGAAAUGAAGGACAGAAUGAUUAAGUCAUCAUCUGCAAAGAAAAUGGAUGUGAAGCAAAGUUUAUUUUGAUGCGAGUUUGAUCUUUUUAUUUUUCCUGGAGGAAGAAACACCACACCGCACAGAGGAAUAUCCCCUUUUUCCAAACAGGAUCUGUCCUUUCUCUUUAAAGACAGUAGCCCUCACUGAGGGACUAUACUUAGACCGUAAAUCUUGUCCCCGCUGGCCACCAAUAAUGUAGAACAUGAUAAUUUUGAAAAUUGAGCCACUGCUGGGAGUUCUGUUUUUCUGUGUUGGAUAGCUCGCUCUGUAAGAGGGUUAUAUGAACCCUUUUUCUUCUUUCAUUUUUGUUUGUUAGCCUGCCAAUAUGUCCCUGUGUCUCACAAGUAAAAAAGAUUGUACAGGACAAGCGGAGGAGAGAAGAAGUCUCUUCCCUGUAUAGACAGGUGUUUUAAAUAGCAUCUCCUCUGGAACAGUUUCAAACAUACAAAAUGACACAUGAGAUGAGUUGGCUCAACAUGAUUAUGUAAGAGUUUCAUACCAGCUUCAGCCCAUGUAUUUUGCCUCUUCCUUUUCCAUGGAUUUACUGUCUUUGAAUUUUCCCAUGCUCAUUUUCUCUUCGUUUUUGGAAGCACCUACCAGAAGGCAUGGAUGUCAGAGUGUAACCCUGUGCCGAGUGUGCGGGCGAGGCAAGGUGUUUUGGCUGCCCAGGUGCUUUUAAGAUGUUGAGGUCUCCCUGCGUGGCCGGGGCCCCUGUUCGGAUCAGUAGCACUGAGGCUCCUUGUAGCCAAAGACAUGGACCCCGACUCGGCUCCCCCACGCCCUCAACCUGUUGGCCACUGGCCCCACGUCACCCUGUAAAGGAUGUCCCUCAGCAGAGCUCCGGCCCGGGACACCUCUGAGACCCCCAGCCCGAGAGAACGCAUCCGCAGCCACAUGAAGAUGGUGAUUGACCAGCUGGAAGGAAUUCUCAAAGAGCUCAAGGAUGUGGCCAAGGAACUCCGGGAGGUGGUGGGUCAGAUUGAUAAACUAACGUCCGACUUUGACUUUGACCUGGAGCCAGAUGACUGGACAGUGGCCACAGCCAGCAGCACGUCCAGCAGUGAGCGGGGUUUGGGAGAGGCCUUCAGGCUGGACUUCCUCAAUGCAGAUGUGCUUUCUGAUAGCUGGGAGUUUUGCAGCUACCUGGAGGCGGCUGGCGGCGCUGCCCGCAGACCUGGUGAGCAACCAGGAGAUCUACGUGCGGAGCUGGGCCGCGGGACCAUCCCCACCCAGACACAGACCCCCACCCCGCCCCCCACCACUGCCUCGGUCUACUCCCAGAUGAAUGGUGGGCUGCCCAUCCCCAACGGGCCCCGCAUUAUUACUCCAGAUUCAUCCAGCGAGGAGGCCAGCAGCUCCACGCACAGCCACAAGACUUCACGUACCUCCGGCACAAGAGAAAGAGUGCGUUUCAGUGACAAAAUUCUGUACCACGCGUUGUGCUGUGACGAUGAUGAGGAGGAGGAGGAGCAAGACGAGUUACAGGAGGACAAGAGUGGCUGUGCUACACCAGAUAGCGACACUGAGCCCAGUCUCCUGGCCAGCUCGGUCGCCCCCAAACGUUCUUCCUCUGAGCACUCACUCCUCCAUAACUGUCUGGACCCUUCCUUCGUCUCCUCGCCAGUGAAGGGGACAACAGGAGCUCACACACUACCCAGGAAAGGUCUCUUAAACCCCGGCUGCCGCAAAAAACUGUUACGAAAUAGCAGCACACAGACUGUCUCUGACAAGAGCACCCAAACUGUACUGCCCUAUAUUCCAACCAAACAGAAAACAAAGGACCACUGA